AUGAAGGAAGUGAUGAAGGGAAGGAUGAAGGAAGUGAUGAAGGAAGUGAUGAAGGAAGUGAUGAAGGAAGUGAUGAAGGAAGUGAUGAAGGAAGUGAUGAAGGAAGUGAUGAAGGAAGUGAUGAAGGAAGUGAUGAAGGAAGUGAUGAAGGAAGUGAUGAAGGAGAAUCGAUGCUGUGACAAGAAGAGCUGUGGGAACAGGAACGAGACGCCUUCAGACCCAGUCAUUAUCGACAGGUUCUUCCUCAAGUUCUUCCUGAAGUGUAACCAGAACUGUCUGAAGAACGCUGGGAAUCCUAGAGACAUGCGUCGCUUCCAGGUGGUGAUAUCGCAGCAGGUGGACGUGGCAGGACCUCUGCUGGCCGUGUCUGACAACAUGUUCGUUCACAACAACUCGAAGCACGGAAGGAGAGCCAAGCGGCUAGACCCUACAGAGGGUAUGUUUGGUCUAUAUCCGCCACUACCAGCCACUCCGUGUAUCAAGGCCAUCUCUCCCUCCGAGGGUUGGACAACUGGAGGCGCUACGGUCAUCAUUAUUGGUGAUAACUUCUUCGACGGUCUUCAGAUAGUAUUCGGUACUAUGCUGGUCUGGAGCGAGUUGGUCACGUCACAUGCCAUCAGAGUUCAGACACCUCCUCGUCACAUCCCUGGUGUGGUUGAAGUAACUCUCUCGUACAAGUCAAAGCAAUUCUGUAAAGGAGCUCCCGGGAGAUUUGUCUAUGUUUCACUGACGGAACCCACCAUCGACUACGGGUUCCAGCGACUCCAGAAGCUCAUCCCGCGGCAUCCAGGUGACCCGGAGAAGCUGCCGAAGGAGAUCAUUCUGAAGAGGGCAGCCGACCUGGCCGAGGCUCUCUACUCCAUGCCCAGGAAUAACCAGCUGGCCCUGCCGGCCCCCAGGUCGCCAGCCAUGAACCAGACGUCGGCCAUGACCGGAUUUAACACCUACACAGGCCAGCUGGCCGUCAGUGUCCAAGACACAGCCAACACGCAGUGGGGCGAAGAGGACUACACGCGUGCCCAGGGCCCCGGCGUGGGCAUAUCCUCGCCCAGGGGCGCCGCCUUCCCCUCCAACGCCUCCACUCCCCACUCCUCCUCCACGGGCUCCUCCUCCUCCUCCUCCUCCUACGGUGCCUCCAUCAACACCUCCGGCUACGCUUCUCCUGCGAGUCUGGCUAACAUGAGCGCCUCACCCAACCUCUUCAACAGCACUUCCAGAAUGGGCGGGUUCAUGUCCUCUGCCUUCUCCUCCAUGGGUCACUUUGCCCUACCUCCCUGCGGGGCCCAGCCCUACGGUCACUCCCUCGUCCACUCCCCAGCUAAGUGAUAGUGAGCCCCACCCUGCACCGCCCCACGGGGCCCAGCACUACGCCUGUUACCUGAUUGCAACUCCACAAGAGCCUUCCUUGAGCUGAACGUGGCUCUCUAUCGAAGAUCGAACAUUUCCGAGGCACGGCCUGAGUCAGCCUGUGAGUCUUACUACGAGUCUCUUCUAAAGAAAUCUUGUGACGUCGUAUAGGAAAGUUACAUAACACGUCUGAUAAAUUUACGGGUGGCGUCUGCUGCACACACACACACACACUCACACACACACAAGUAGUUCUUUGGUCUGAAGAAGAGCAGAAGUUAGAUGGUCAGUCUAUCGAAAGCAGCAUUAUGCUGAGAUGCAAGAUCUCUGUGGUCUGAAUUGUGCAGUGCUUCUCACUCUCAGCAAAACGAAAGCACAGCAGAUCAUUGGUUGACAGUGAAAAGAAACCAACAGCGUCAUACCAGGAGUGCCAGAACGUCAUCAUACCAGGAGUGCCAGGGACUCAUCAUACCAGGAGUGCCAGAGAUUCACAUUAUAUUCAUUAUUUUCACCAGUUAGUGACUAGCAACAACAGAAAACAUUCAUUCAGUGAUAGUUGUCGAACACUGGGCAUGCCAGGGUGUCCUAUUAUCCACAUCAGGUGGUGUGGGAGGGUAGUGGUGAGGAGGAUCAACAGUGGAUAUCACGGACGUGAAUGAUGGUGAUAAAGUGAAGUGUAGGAAACCACGAACCUGUUGAAACUAAUAAAAAAAUAAUGUUGGUCAGAUUACGAGGCUAUGAAGUGGAUGAAGAAAGUGGAUAGCGAGGUCUCUCCGAAGAGAAUGGAGGAAGAGGAUGACUGGUCAAUCCGAAGUUGAAUCUCAAUGGCGUGUUACCGAAAAAUUAGGUAAAGAAAAGACACAGGCUGCAGAACGAGCUUUUAUCGGGACAUCGUUUUGCUCUGUGUAGAGCUUUGUCAAACCAAGUCAAGGCGUUGCCUCAUUCAAGUUCGUUGUACAACCUGUCUUUUCCACAGUGUCUUCGCCGAGGCUGAGGAGCACGGACAGCACUUCUCUCUAUCCGAAAUAUUGUACAAUGUCAACAUUUGAUAUUUUCUAAAUUUUUACAUAAUUGGUAAUCUUGCAUUCUCAGUAAACUUUGAAUCCCUCUCAUUUAUCCCUUGUGUGAGCUAUAAAAAACUCGAAACUAUGUCUGUGGCAAUCGAGCGAUUUUUCUUUUAUCUUUCUCAUUCACAUUUAUUCACCCAAGACUCAUUGUCAGGUUUGUUCGAUAGCUGUUACGGCUAAAUAACAUCCUCCUCUCAUGGGUAACGUUAAGCUGAGUUAAAUUAAGCUAAGUUAAUCUGUCACAAUUUAAUCGUAAACUUGAGAUUAUUCGAUUAAGGAGGAUGUUAUCGGGAUGGAACAGCUACCGAUUUAAAGGAUGAGGAUGCUAGGAUUAGCAUAUUUUGGGAAGGAACUGUUUUCAUAUGUGGAUUUUUGCAGGAUCUAUAACUCAAAAUCCCCCCAUCCCCAUUUUUUUAUAUUCUUCUGAUGAAGACUGGUUGUGGGUUGUCGAGUCUCCACAACGCAUCGUUCAUCAAGAGGCCUACAGAUUAAUUUUAAUAAGCGUUGAACACCAGGUGGAAAAUUUGCUUUCCGAAGUUGCUUGAGAAAGUUCGUGAUUUGUGGUGAGCACGGCAGUGCCAAAGCCAAAGCCAAAGCCAAGCCUAGGGUUGGCUUCGGCUUCGGAGCAAGCUCAAGCCGUCUCUCUCAAGCUGGGAACUGUUAUUAACCACUGGAAAUAUCCCACAACACUAAUUCGGUAUAUAGAUAUUUAUUCUCUAAAAAAAAAUAAUCAGCUUUAAAAAAAAAACAGCACUGAUGAAAUUGCCAUAGCAGAGAGAAACAGAAAAAACGUGGAAAAAAGACACUAGAGGGGGAACUAGGAUAG
Cherax quadricarinatus is the source of this 3240-nucleotide messenger RNA. The record is from RefSeq and is a predicted model, not a curated record. NCBI's taxonomy places the organism in Eukaryota, Metazoa, Arthropoda, Malacostraca, Decapoda, Parastacidae.